AUGGAACCAACAAUCCCAUCAGAACCCCCUUCCCGCUCCUUAUCAGGGAAAGCAGCAAUCGUAACCGGAGCAGGCUGCCUCGGAGAAGGCAUCGGCAACGGCCGCGCCAUUUCCAUCCUCCUCGCCGACGAUGGCUGCGACGUACUCUGCCUCGACCUCAACCUAGAAUGGGCCAACAAGACCGUGGAGAUGAUCAACUCAAAACCCGGCCGCGGACGAGCAUUCGCACUUCGUGCAGACGUCACGUCAGAAGCAGACUGCGAAAUGGCAGCAGAAUGCGUACUUGUAAAGUUCGGACGACUGGAUAUCCUGAUCAACAAUGUCGGCAUCGGAGGCGCAGCUGGCACUGCUGUCGAGGUUGAUAUGGUGGAGUGGGCCAAGAGUAUGGAGGUCAAUGUUGCCAGUAUGGUGAUAAUGGCCAAGUAUGCGAUUCCGGUGAUGUCCCAGAAUGAGGGCGAGAUUAAGGGCAGCAUUGUCAAUAUGGGGAGUGUGGCUGGGUUGAAGGGUGGUACGCCUCAUCUGCUGUAUCCGACUGCUAAGGGUGCUAUUGUGAACAUGACAAGGGCUAUGGCGGCACAUCACGCGCCUGAUGGGAUUCGGGUUAAUUGUGUUUGUCCAGGGAUGCUGUAUACGCCUAUGAUGUAUGGGAAAGGGAUGAGUGAUGAGGCUCGUGAGGCUCGUCGGAAACGGAGCUUGCUGGGAACGGAGGGGAAUGGGUGGGACUGUGCUGGAGCUGUGGUAUUUCUAGCUGGACCUCAUGCGCGGUGGAUGACGGGUGUUAUCUUGCCAGUUGAUGCGGGGACAACAGCUGCAGUGGGGAUUGGAAUGACCAAGAGUGCAAGUGUCAAUGCUUAG
Messenger RNA from Penicillium bovifimosum, 855 nucleotides. RefSeq names its product SDR family NAD(P)-dependent oxidoreductase. The coding region runs from base 1 to 855 and encodes 284 amino acids. Gene Ontology annotation, molecular function: oxidoreductase activity, acting on the CH-OH group of donors, NAD or NADP as acceptor. The transcript is spliced from 2 exons. The record is from RefSeq and is a predicted model, not a curated record. NCBI's taxonomy places the organism in Eukaryota, Fungi, Ascomycota, Eurotiomycetes, Eurotiales, Aspergillaceae.